Molecule: messenger RNA, 370 nt
Organism: Prorocentrum cordatum
Lineage: Eukaryota; Dinophyceae; Prorocentrales; Prorocentraceae
Source: the annotation of a GenBank genome assembly
CCCGCGGCUUCUUCUGAGUCCCGCAGACUGACGACGACUGCCGAUCCGCGGCGCCCCCCCGCGCUGUGGCGAUGUCCGCCGUCCGCGCCGCAGCGCCGGCUCUGGGAGGCGCUUCGCCGUGGCGUGCCGCGGCGCACCGAGGGUGACCCAGAAUCCGAGGUAGAGCUCCCCGUCUCGCUGCAGCUGUCUCACUGGUGCGAGUUGACGGUGUACUCCGACGACCCCAAGGCAGGCUUGGGGCCGCCGCUGGUCGCCACGGAGCCACUGCCAGAACCUACCGAAGAGGAGGAGGACGCGGCCGGCGGCGGCGGCGGCGCAGCCCUGCGCGCCGCGCUGGGGGCGUGGCUGGCAGCGCGGACCGAUGCGGAAG